UCUCCAGCUUUCCUCUCAAACCAUAUAUAUAUUAUUAUUAUUUGAAAAAAAAAACAAAACAGCGAAAAAACAGAAAAAGAAAGAAUCCAUUCAAAUCGGCCACUCCUCUGGAUUCCAAACGCGAACUCUCUUAUCUUUACUUGGAAAGUUACGCAACUCCCCUUUUUUCCUUCUUUCCCUCUGUGGGAAAGUUUCGCGGAUCCGGAUCCGAAUCACCGUCAGAGCUAAGCCGGCAUCGGAGGCGGAGAUGGCAGAGUCUCCGGAGAAGCGCCGGAGCUCUUCUUCUUCUUCGAAUUCCGACGAAGGUUCGGUGACGAUCGGGCAGGGAAUUGGCGCUGGAACUGAAGGCAAAGAAUCGGAGAGCAGAGCGGCCGCUGGUGGUUCACUGAAUAAUGGAGACUCGGAUUCUUCAGGAAUUGCUGGCAGGAGUACAGCUAAAUUAAAUACUUCACAGGUUGAAAUGCCUGGUGCUAACAAAUUAGAACCAUCUUCUAGUGAGCUUAAGCUGGAAAAGUCUAAAACUGAAAGGCAAAGGCAUAACAAUGUACUUGCUGAAGAUGCAGCACAGCAGACGCUUAAAAUGUUGACAAGAAUGGCCACUGUUAAAGAUGAUGGAACUGUAGAAUUUGAAAUUCCAGGAGAUGUUGAACAACAUGCCCUUGGUAUUGGAUGUGAUGCUGUAAAUAAUACACUUGCUGAUGAUGAGCUUGCUGAUGUAAAAGAUGAAAGAUACAUACCCCCUAUGCAAAUAGUAAUGCUUAUUGUUGGUACCCGUGGAGAUGUGCAGCCAUUUAUAGCAAUUGGCAAACGCCUGCAGGAUUAUGGCCACCGAGUUAGAUUAGCAACUCAUUCAAAUUUCAAAGAGUUUGUCUUGACUGCUGGGUUGGAGUUUUUCCCAUUAGGUGGAGAUCCAAAGGUUCUUGCCGGCUAUAUGGUUAAAAAUAAAGGUUUCUUGCCAUCAGGGCCUUCAGAGAUACCCAUUCAAAGAAAUCAAAUAAAGGAAAUUAUAUACUCCUUGCUUCCAGCUUGUAAGGAUUCGGAUACUGAUACUGGUGUUCCUUUUAAGGCAGAUGCAAUAAUAGCCAAUCCUCCAGCAUAUGGGCACACUCAUGUGGCAGAGGCACUAAAAAUUCCGCUUCAUAUAUUUUUCACUAUGCCAUGGACGCCUACAAGUGAAUUUCCACAUCCUUUGUCCCGUGUAAAGCAAUCAGCUGGCUAUCGACUUUCAUAUCAAAUAGUUGACUCGUUGAUUUGGCUUGGAAUACGCGACAUGAUAAAUGAUCUUAGGAAAAAAAAGCUAAAGCUACGGCCUGUUACAUACCUUAGUGGUUCACAAGGCUCUGAUUCUGAUGUGCCACAUGGAUACAUAUGGAGUCCUCACCUUGUUCCAAAACCAAAAGAUUGGGGUUCAAAAGUUGAUGUUGUGGGAUUUUGCUUUCUUGAUCUAGCAUCAAAUUACGAACCUCCUGAGGCACUUGUGAAAUGGCUUAAAGCUGGUCCAGAACCUAUUUACAUUGGGUUCGGGAGCCUUCCUGUUCAAGAACCAGAAAGAAUGACCCAAAUAAUCGUGGAUGCAUUGGAGCAAACUGGCCAGCGGGGAAUCAUUAACAAAGGCUGGGGUGGCCUGGGUAACUUGGCAGAACCAAAAGACUCCAUAUACUUGCUGGAUAAUGUUCCUCAUGACUGGCUGUUCUUACAAUGCAAGGCAGUGGUUCAUCAUGGAGGUGCUGGAACAACAGCUGCUGGACUUAAAGCUGCAUGCCCCACAACCAUUGUGCCUUUCUUUGGUGACCAACCAUUCUGGGGUGAGCGAGUACAUGACAGAGGAGUAGGUCCUCCACCCAUACCAGUUGAUGAGUUCUCACUUCCUAAGUUGGUUGAUGCAAUAAAUUUCAUGCUAGAUCCCAAGGUGAAGGAACGCGCGGUUGAGCUUGCCAGGGCCAUGGAGAAUGAGGAUGGGGUAACUGGAGCAGUGAAAGCAUUCUUUAAGCAUCUUCCUCUGAAAAAGCCAGAACCUGAUACAUUACCAGAACCGUCUAGUUUUUUCUCCUUACGCAGAUGUUUUGGUUGUUCCUGAAUCUCAGGAUGUCUUUUUGUUCCAAUGCAAUUCCUCAGUUAUGCACCAGCACCAUAGCGUGAUUUGAUUCCUCAGCAUUGGUGUGUCGGCUAACCAUGAUACAGUAGCUUCUUUUUUGAUUGCGCUAUAGAAUUAUCGUACCAAAUUGUAAUUAAACCCAUUCGUUGCAGUUAAUACAUAUUCAGAGUGUAAUAGAUGAGCCAGAGCUACGUUUUACGAUCA
Manihot esculenta (cassava) is the source of this 2299-nucleotide messenger RNA. Its product is annotated as sterol 3-beta-glucosyltransferase UGT80A2. NCBI's taxonomy places the organism in Eukaryota, Viridiplantae, Streptophyta, Magnoliopsida, Malpighiales, Euphorbiaceae. Gene Ontology annotation, biological process: carbohydrate metabolic process. Gene Ontology annotation, molecular function: hexosyltransferase activity; UDP-glycosyltransferase activity. The transcript is spliced from 14 exons. Bases 248 to 2077 code for a protein of 609 amino acids. The record is from RefSeq and is a predicted model, not a curated record.